Molecule: messenger RNA, 1941 nt
Organism: Monopterus albus (swamp eel)
Lineage: Eukaryota; Metazoa; Chordata; Actinopteri; Synbranchiformes; Synbranchidae
Gene: chek1
Product: checkpoint kinase 1
Exons: 14
Coding region: 165-1550 (461 amino acids)
Biological process (GO): DNA damage checkpoint signaling; protein phosphorylation
Cellular component (GO): cytoplasm
Molecular function (GO): ATP binding; protein serine/threonine kinase activity
Source: RefSeq, a predicted model, not a curated record
AGAAGAAGCGGUAAUGACGUGCAGGCGGAAGCUAUCGCCAAGAAAACAACGACGCGCCAAAUUUGUGUCAGCCUGUGUCAGCCUCAAAUACAUGAAAAAAUUUGUCUAAUCUUUGCGUAUACAUUUAUAAAAAAAAAGCUACUGAUUGAAGAAGGCUGUACAGCAUGGCGGUGCCUUUUGUGCAGGACUGGGACCUGGUUCAGACACUGGGAGAAGGAGCCUACGGAGAGGUCAGGCUGCUGGUGAACAGACAGACUGAGGAGGCGGUUGCAGUGAAGGUGAUCGAUACCUCUCAGGCCAAGGAGUGUGCUGAAAAUGUCAAGAAGGAGGUCUGCAUCCACAAGAUGCUCAACCACACCAACGUCGUGCGUUUUUUUGGCCAUCGGAAGGAAGGACACACUGUGUACCUCUUCCUGGAGUACUGCACCGGGGGAGAACUGUUCGAUCGAAUCGAGCCUGAUGUGGGAAUGGCAGAGAGAGAUGCUCAUAAGUUUUUCCAGCAGCUGAUAGCAGCUGUGGAGUACCUCCACAGUGUCGGCAUCACCCACAGAGACAUAAAGCCAGAGAACAUUUUGCUGGAUGACAAAGAUAACCUGAAGCUGACAGAUUUUGGACUGGCCACCGUGUUUCGUUUCAAAGGACGGGAGCGACUUCUGAAUCGGCUCUGUGGGACUCUUCCCUAUGUGGCCCCAGAGCUUCUCAGCCAGACAGAAUACAAAGCUCAACCUGCAGAUAUCUGGGCUUGUGGGAUAGUCCUCGCUGCUAUGCUUGCUGGAGAGCUGCCAUGGGACCAGCCCACUGAGAGCUGCCAAGAGUAUUCAGAUUGGCUUCAAAAGAAAACGUACCUACCUCCUUGGAAGAAAAUACAACCAAUGCCUCUUAGUUUGUUAUCCAAAUUACUGAUAGCCAGUCCAGAUGCACGCAUCCCCAUCGCAGACAUACAGAAAGACCGUUGGUUUACUCAAGGUGCAAAGCAGUCAGCAGGUUCUCUAGGCUCAAGAGAAAACAAACUUGUUCGGUCAGAAGUCGGACCCAAGUCCCUGGCCAACAGUGAUGACAGGAUGCAGUUUUCCAGCUCUCAGCCUGAUGCUGCAGCAGGUGGCUGGGAAGCCAUGUUGCUAAUCGGUCAGGCUGAAGGUCAGGUCAGUUUCUCUCAGCCAACCAAGCCGGAGCACAUGUUACUGGGUAGCCAACUGCUGGGCACACCUGGAGCCAGCCAGUCUCUGUGGCAGAGAUUAGUGCGGAGAAUGACACGUUUCUUCACCACUGUGGAUGCUGACUCCUCAUUGUCUGCCCUGAAAGAUGCCUGUGAUGGCCUAGCACUUGGCUUCAAACUCACCUGUGCCAAACAGGUGACGGUGAGCACACUGGACAAGCGCCACAACAAACUCAUCUUCAAAGUCCAUUUGCUAGAGAUGAAUCAGAGAGUGCUGCUGGACUUCAGACUGUCUAAGGGUGAUGGUCUGGAGUUUAAACGUCUCUUUGUGAAGAUAAAACAGAGGCUCUGUGACAUCGUCAGCACUCAGAAGAUUUUACUCCCCAUCACAUGAGCAGCUCAUACAAACAAAUGCAAACUGCUACGGACGUUGGAGAAAACCCUGUAUAUAUUUAGCUGUUCUAUUGCCAUUUUAAAUGUGUUCUGUUGUUCUCAUUAUGUGUGUUUAGGUUCUUGUCUUUUGUAUUUUUAUCAUGUGUGGAGAAAGUUAAGUGUUAGAUGUCAGGAGGGAGGACAAUUUUGAAAACUUGGGUCCUUUCAGCUGCUCCUCACUCCCUCUACGAGUCAAUCAUUAUGUCUAGUUUAGUGUUAGAAUGUCAACAAGGUCAAUGGUACAGUAGGUGCAGACAGGGACAAACGCAUGCAUCCAUGUUCUGCCUCUGAGAAAACUCAUUUGUUCUGAUUAUGUUUCACAUGAUAGUCUUCAAUAAAAUAUUAAAAUCUCA